AUGGGUCGCUGGCAGAGCGAAGACCUGACCGACACUCGCGCCGCGCUGGAACAAGUCGGCGCAGACCUCGAACUGCUUGAUUCCAAGCAUGACGAGGAUGAGAUCAUCGCGAAUGUUCGGGAUGCGGACGGCAUCAUAACUUCCGAAUCACCGAUGACACGCCGAGUGUUGGAGUCGCUGACGCAGUGCAAGGUCGUGCUGCGAACCGGCGUCGGCUACGAUGUCAUCGACGUCGAAGCGGCAACCGAGCAAGGCAUUGCUGUCAUCAACAUCCCCGACCUGUGGACGCGCGAGGUAGCAAAUCAGGCGAUGUCUCUGCUUUUGGCGCUGAAUCGCCGUGUGGUGAAUCUGCACAGCGACAUUCGCUCCAGCACAUGGACACCGCGUCCUCCGUAUGAUGUCGGUUCGCUGCAUGGCGAGACGAUCGGCAUCCUUGGUCUCGGACGCAUUGGAAGCGCAAUGGCGCAGCGUGCCAAGGGCUUUGAGUUGAAUGUCAUCGCAUACGACCCGUACAUCUCAGACGAGGUAUUCGCCGAGCGAGGCGUGACGCGUGUUUCGUUCGACGAAAUGAUGUCCCAAUCGGACUAUAUCUCGCUGCAUACGCCACUCACAGACGAGACACGCCACAUCAUCAAUGAGAACGCGCUGCGCCUGAUGAAGCCCAACGCAUAUCUCAUAAACACAUCGCGCGGUCCCGUCGUGGAAGAAGCCGCUCUGAUUAAAGCCCUGCAAGAGGGCUGGCUUGCGGGAGCAGGCCUAGAUGUGCUCGAGAAAGAGCCGCCAGCCAGUGACAACCCACUGCUCUCGAUGGAUAAUGUAGUGCUCUCGCCGCACUCAGGGCACACAUCCGUCCUGUCGCUGCAGCUCCGCACCGGACGCUACGGCGAGGAAGUGGCAGCAGUACUCGACGGCAGGAUGCCGCGCAACUUAGUCAACCCACAAGUACGCGAGCAUCUGCAUCUGGUGUAG
Geodia barretti is the source of this 969-nucleotide messenger RNA. NCBI's taxonomy places the organism in Eukaryota, Metazoa, Porifera, Demospongiae, Tetractinellida, Geodiidae. The record is from the annotation of a GenBank genome assembly.